GGGUAUUUUAAAGAGAUUUUAUAGAUCACUCUACUGUACCAUCGUCCAUUAUGGGUGAACGUUAUAUUAGGGACUUACCUGAUGACAUAAAGAAAAAAGUGGCAGCUGUCUUGGACGCAUAUGACCCACCUAACUGGAGAUCUCUUAUAAAUGUUAUAAGGCAUAAUGUACCUUCCUGUAGUAAUGCUUUUAUUGAUAAGUGGAGUGCGAAAGUAGGGAUGGAAGGUCUAUUGCCAGGAGGAAGUCCAACCCUGAAACUGCUUAGUGAUUUAGAAAACUUAGGACGAGGCAGUGGCACUACUGUUGGGGAACUGGUAAACUGGAUCAAUUCUAUGGGUGGCAAUACAUCUCGUGUACAGACAAUCGUAAAUAUUUUGAGUAAGUAUAUGCUUAGAGAGGCAUAACCAGGAUUCUUCCAGAGGUACACACAAUUUGCCACAUCCUCUGGUACCCCUCCUUUGUUUGACAUUAAUUUACAGUGCCCUGCUUCGUCUGCUGCUAAGAAAAUACAGGCCAGGUGAAAACAAUGUGUUCAUGUUCCAGAUGUUCUGGAAGACAAACAUUUUGGUCACUCACAGUGAAAUUUUUUAAAAAAUUUUUCUCGUUAACAAGGGCACCCUCAAAGUGCCAAAGUUUGAAACUUUCAUAUAUCCAAAGCAUGCACUUCAAUUUAAGCAUUAAUACAGUAAGCCAGAAUGCACCCUAAUUUAAGUAUUAAUACAGUAAGCCUGUGUGAACUGAUCCUCCUAAUCAAAAAUAAUUCCACGUUUUCAUUUUUCAGUGAUCACAGGGCACCCAACCAGAGUGCUAAACAUAGACUCAGUACAACCUAAGGACCUACAGUUUUUCUUCUGUUGACUAAGUUAAUUAGUUUACAAUUUUCUAAUCGAAUCAUUGUACUUUUUUAUGUAGCAGGUGCACCAGUGAUAAAGCAAAAUAUCCCUGAAGAAGUCCAGGCAGCACUAGGACAAGAUGUUAGAGUCCACUGUGAAGCAUCAGGAAAGCCACCCCUGUAUUUUCAAUGGUUUAAGAAAAGGAGUGAACUUCAGGGACAAGUAACAAAUACUCUAAGUCUGCAAAAUGUUUCUCCAGAUGAUGAAGGAUUUUAUGUUUGCCGAGUGGCCAAUAGUUUGGGAGUUGUCUUUACAGGCUGGACCAAAGUUACUAUCGAUAGACAUCCCAGUGCCUACAAUUAUCGGCAAUUUGGUUAGUACAGGUUAAUACAGUUGAGUAUUUAAAGCGCAAGUUCCAUUAAAAUGUGAUACAAUUCAGGAAUCUUAAAUCAUCGAGGAGCUUAUACCUAUACAAGUACGGGUAUCUGUGCAAUAUUAAGCUAUAAAGUUAUUUUAUUAUAUAGAUACUGAUGAAAUACCAGGAUUUUUCCUUUUACUAGAAAAUCAUUUCUUCAUCACACACAGUGAAGAUACUAUUUUUAUCUUUCAUGUGUGAGGAUAUUGGUGUCGCUAUGGUUACUUAACAUUAAUUUUGACUUUUUGGAACAGAAAAUAUAAGUAUUAUUGUCUUUAUUUCUCCUUUAUAACUUUAUAUCUGAGUUUCAUAACAUUUUUGUGACAGGCAUUUUGCAAUAGGUGACCACUUUAAUUGCACUAUUUUGCUGUUUCGAAAAUGAAUAAAGACAAAAGUUGUGUUUUAUGUAGGAAUUUCAUCAGUAUCUAUAAAAUAAACAGAACAUUACAUGGCCACUUGGGGAUAUGAAUUUUAUCUUUGAGUGCUGAAAGGAUCUCUCACUCAUUCUCUUCAGCACUCAAAGAUAAAAUUUGUAUCGCUGCGCGGCCAUGUAAUAUCCUCUAUGUGUAUAGGUAAUAAUCUUUUGUGCUAUGACACCGUCAUUAAAUAAUACCUUUUAAUGUGCAUCCUCAGCCUUGUUUUCAGGUGGAUCUUUGUAUUUACUGUUUAUGCUGCAGGUGUAAUUAGCAUCAACUUUUUAACAAUUUGCAUGAGAAUGCACUAGUUCAAAUGUUGUCUUGAAUGGAUUAACUCCUGACCACUUGUUAUUGUUUGAACUGUUUGUAAAAAUAUGCAUAGAAGAAGGAUGCCAAUAUUUCAAGCUGAGGUGAUUGAACAGACUCGGCCAUUUAAGCUAAGACCAAUUUUCUAAAAUUUGACCAAGACAUAACUUUGAGAACCAAGCAGGUAAUCCCCUGGCCAUCAGGCUAGUUAGGCCCAUCUUAACUUUUCAGGAAGACAAAUAAAACACAGACUCAGGUUUCAAGUCAUCUUGCCCACUACCCUGCUUGUGCCAAACCCGCCAUGAAAUUAGCAGAUGUUAUUAGAGGUAUGGGAUUUAAGCCGAAAGAAGUCACUUUCAUAGACAAUUAAGGAGUCAAUUUUUCUUUGCAGAUUUCCCAAUUAUCACCUGUCAAUCAGAGCCUACCAUUCGUGUAGCAUUUGGUUUAAGGUUAAGAUUGUAUUGUGAUGGUGUUGGAGUGCCUGCUCCUAGUUUCCAGUGGUAUAAAAACAAUGCUCCCAUUGAGGGAGCAACAUUUAGGGAACUUACAAAAGUAAGUGUCACUAGUGAGGAUCAAGGGAAUUAUUUCUGCAAAGUGUAUAACAGUGCUGGUGAAGUAUCUUCAGAUCUCAUUCAAGUGAUUGUUGCGCCUGCAGGUACCAUAAAAUUACUGUUUAUAGUUAUCCAUGUAUCUAUGAGUUGUUUACUUAAAAAAUUCUCUUUCACAAGUGCAAAAACCCAAAGUUCAGCAGUGUGCAAAGAAAGAAGUGUCCCAUAGCCCUGGCCUUAACAGGGGUAGUGAAAAUUCUGUGUUCGUCAUUUUUUGGAGGCUCUAGUGAAAACAAAGUUUGGGCUAGGACAUGCUAGUUUCAGCUUUCUCAAAUGAUCUAUUAAAGCUGUAAAAGUGACUGUCUUUGCACCCUGCUUCAGGUACUUGGCACCAUAAAAGGUAUGGCUGAAGGUUCCAUUUGAAUAGCCUUCUCAUUAUUUCAUCAACUGACCCAAUUUUAGAGAGAGCUUAAACAGCUAAACCAAAUAUUAAUGAAGGAAAAAAAGAAGAGAUUUAUUGACUUUGCACGAACUGGUCACAGUAUAAUUUAUUUUUUUAAAGUACAGCAUAAUGCCAUUAAUACAAUAAAGUAAGUGAGAGUGCAUUAACUGAAACAAGUUAUCCUCCAAGUCUAGAAAUAAACUCACAAGUUCAUGUCUCCAUUAACUAAAUUUGGAUUAAUUGACUGUCUGGGAUUAGUGAAAUGUUUAGACUUUUAUAUCAUCAUCAUCAUCAUCAUAAUCAUCAUCAUCAUCAUCAUUAUUAUUUUAUUUAUUUAUUUAUUUAUUUAUUUAUUUAUAAUUAUGGUAAUGUAAGAGCACUAACUUACAUGUAUUCAUUUUAAUUAUUUUUCAGUUGUUCCUAGGGGUUUCCAUGAGCGAGGUAACUACAGACAGAGAGGAUUUAAUAUUCUUAUAUAAAUUUUUAUUUUACCAGGUUUUAAUUACUCCUAAAAAGGCACCUGCACAACUGUAGAUUGGAAGUUAUGAAAAAGCAUGUUCUGCUAUAAACAAAUGAAAGAUUUAUAAUCAUAGUGAAAAUGUGAUUUUUGCUUGUUUUCCAUCUCUUUACAGUUGCAAAUAAAGUGGCUCUGUUGAUUGGUAAUAUGGAUUACCAGCAUGGUGAUAAGCUUGGGCAGCUCUACCACCCUAUAAAUGAUGUAUGUGGAUUAAUGGGAAGUCUUUUAAACAUGAAUGGCUUCAAGGUAAGUACCUUAAUUCAUAAUAAGUCAACCAUCUCUUAAUGCACACCUCUAUGAAAUUGAUUUCUCGAGGUGGUCCCUGUCAUUCUGCAACACAAACUGACCACACCAAUAAUUUAUUGAUAGACACUCACGGUUGGCCUUAACAGUAUCAGCAGUAUGGCCUAGGAAAGUUCAGAGACAAAUUAUAAAAUAAAUUUGUGGAGAUCAUGAUAAUGAUCGUAAUACUAAGAAGAGAGGUAGUAUAAAGGAUUCUUAAUAUUUUCAGGUUUUGAAAGGCAGCCAUAGGCUUGUUUGAAAUAAUAUUUUUGUUGUCUCUUCUUCUCGGUACUUAGAUGAUAGAUAUGGCUAACCAGUCUUUCAGAAAUGCUUUGUGAGAGAAGCAUUUUAAAGAAUGAAGAUAUCUAUUUUGUAGGUACUCACUUUGGUUAACCUGACACUGAAGGAAAUGAGAGAAGCACUUCGACAGUUUUGCCGGCUUCUGGUUGAGGAUACCUUUGCCUUGUUCUACUUUGCUGGUCAUGGAUUUGAGCGUGGGGGACUAAGCUACCUGAUGCCAGUAGAUGCAACAGAUUCUUAUCUAAGCAAUGAAAACAUGGCCUCCUCAGAAGUAUUAGUUGCUAUGCAAGAAACCAAUGCGAAGUUACAUGUUGUAUUAUUGGACUGCUGCAGAACUGAGUAAGUGAUGAAUAGCAGCAAGCCAAAAUUGAAGUAAUGCAUGGGGGGUACUCCCUAUAAUGGCCUAUAUGGGGAAGCUCCACCCGACAGGGGUAAUUUGCAUUACACAACAUGUGCAAUUAAUGUAUUUAUUAAAGAGGGUAUUUCAUGAUAAUUAAAAGAUUUGAAUCUUUUGCGCUAGGAUUUCUGCGACUGAUAAACGCAUGCGUGUGUAAAACUGACAAAAUGCAAAUGGCGGGACAAGGAAAUCAGAGAGAAAUCAUAGCAAUAUUUUACAGAUUCUGCUGAAAUAUUAUUUCAGGGUUAUUUCUAAACAGUAAUCACAAGUUUAUAUUUGAUAAGAACCACCUACCACGUACCAUUUAUUUGAAAUGAUAUUGUAGGGAAACCUGUCAUUUUGGUCGGUAAAAAGGUCCAAAAGGGCUAACAGAUUUAUUUUAUGGCUGUGAAAGUCAAGAAAAUGUAGCAGUUUAUGAUAUAUUCAUAUUUUAAAGACAGUGCGUUUACAGUAAUUAAAAGGAAAGCAAAGUUUAAACUAGAUAUGUGAAAGGGGUACGUUUUUUUUGGCAAAAAUGGUAUAUAAAAGGGUAAGGGGUCAGCUGGGGUCAGACCUUGGGGUAGAGCCUUCCCUUAUAAAACUUUGCUGUGAUAAGCUAUCACAUACAGUUAAUGAUCUAAUAAACGCGGGCGUUUAUUUUAAAUUUAGGGGUGCAAGAGGGGGCGUUAAAUAGAUAGGAGGCGUUUAAAAGAGAGAGACGUUUAUUCUCAUGACUGUGACAAGCUCAACAAAACUAGUAUACUUUCAGCGAAAAUACCAAGAGAGUUCACAAAUAGCAGAAUAUCCAGUCCACUUAUUAAUACAUCUAGGCCGUCUAGAGAUCCACAUCGCUAUCCGUCAAAUCAGAUCGGAUGCCAGAAUCCUCGUUCAUAGUCACUGUGUUGUCAUCGUUACCCUAUCCUUACUUUGAACUUAACAUUGAACAAGAUGCAAUGUGCCCACGCUUGUUAAUCACGAAAGGAACUGGAGAAAUUGAAUAAUUUUAUUCCUUUUUACUAUUUCCUAGUAUUUUAUAGUAAUUUUCAUGGGAAAAGGGGCGCCUAUUAGACAGGGAGAGAUUAUUAGAGAGGGACGUCUAAUAAAAACUGAACAACGCAAGGGAGGCGUAUAUUAGGUUAUUAGACAAGGGGCGUUAAUUUGAGGGGGGGAGUCAAUUAGAUCAUUUACUGCUCCUGACGGUAAUUAUGACAGGGUUACAUCACGGGGUGUGGGGUGGAUGUUACUGUUCAAAAACCUAAAUGGGUGUCCCCUCCCCCCCUCCUUAAGAUGGGUCUUGAUUUUGGCAUUACUUAUCUAUAGAAGGCGCGAAUAUAUAUAGCGCGAGACUUGAACCGAGAAAAAGGCAAUGGUAAGCGCAAUUGCGUUCGUUUUUUUCCAACGCUAAUGAGAGAAGGAAUACCUCAAAACAUAGUCCUCAAUUUUUGGCUGGAAUUUCUGAAAAAAGAUCUUACCAUUAACCUGGCGUCUAAAGUAUUCAGGAUUUUUUUGCUUAAUGGUAAACACGCCAUUUUGAAGGUCGACGAAAAUCGCUCUUUUGGAAAAACCUAAAACGAACGAAAUAAUAAGUGGAGUUAUCUCACUUUUUGCUUCAGACCUGACAAUGGGCCUAAUAACAGACUAUUGCUUCAAGGAGGUGAUUUACAAGCUAUAAAAAAACCAAAUGUUGUUCUGACGUUUGGAUGGUAAGUAUUUCAGUGUCAAACAUUAUUGAAGCCAAAAAUAUUGAUGUUAAUGAUUAAAGGUAUUUUUUAUUUUUCUCGGGUAAAUCACACACCCCAAUCAAUCAGAAGGGUCACAAGAAUUUAAUAAAUUAUCCCCCGAGGGGAAUAAUUAAUGAUGGCGGAAGAGGUUCAGUUUGGUAUGCGUGUGUCUCACAACGUGGGCCUUUGCACAUAGUCAAUACUGUUUCCCGCCUUUUUUUAGCCUUUGAAUGUAGCCUGUGUGUUGGGGCGUAAGAAGUCUUGGGCGCGAGGUAAACGGAGCGUGCGAGGGCUUCCUCUUUACGGCCCGUCCUUAUUCGCAGUGGCGGAUCCAGGGGAGGGCCGGGGGAAGGGAACGGUUCCCCCCUUAUUUCAAGACCAAACUGAAGCCCGAAGGGCCGAAAAAAAUUUUUUUUUUUGAGACCCCUGCCCGUUUAUCUGAAGGUCCGCUACUGAUGUGCACCCUACAUUUCUCCUAUGCCUAUGAAACCGAAAGGACUUUAUUGCAUAUUUAUUCACCUAUAUAUCAUUCUAUCUAUUGUUGUCAUUUUUAGUUUAUCAGCAACCUCUUUUCUAAAUUUAAAUUCAAAUUUUUUUAGCCGUUAUAGUGUUUUCUUUCAGUGUAGCUCUGGCCCUGAGGAAGGCUUAUUUUUGUUAGCCAAAAUAUUGGCCCCAAAUAAAUCAGCCCUUUGCCGUAUUGACAGCCUUGUAUUCAGUUUUGUUAUAUUUCUAUACAUAUGACGGUUUCACGUGUUACUCAUUUUCUAUCCAUGACAUUUUUAGGGUAGUUGUUUUGUUUCAUAAUUGAUAAAACAACUUUUUUCACAAAUUCUAAAAGGUACAAAUGCAACCCUUGCCAAGUGCACCGCACAUGACGCGAAGAGCUUUUUCAAAGUUUUGGAUCAUUUCCUUGUGGGAUUUACUCAUUUUUGAAAUAUUUAUUUGCAGUUGUUCACAAUCGUAUGUCUAUGAGAGUAGAGAUGAGAAAAAUGGCUUCUUUGCUAAACACCUGCUUAAGAAUCUUACUGUUGAACACAAAAACAAAUCUAUUGAAGAAGUGUUACUGGGUGUCAGUCGAGGUAAGCCGGUAUUUUUGGUUUAGUGUGAGCUGAUUUUAGGGUAGCUCUACGACGGGAGGAGAAAUUGUAACCCUGAGGUCCUUUGCGCAUUACGAAGCAGGGAGCAGCUACCUGCUCUUGAAGAAUGUGUGCCACCAGAAUAACAUUCUUGUUCUUUAAAGUUUUCUGUCCUUGAUAUCUUUAAGGUAUAGACGAGGAGAAUCUAGUGGAUCCAUCUACACAUCAGAAGCAGAUUGUCAACAGAAUAACAACAUUGGUGAAACCUAUGAGCCUAUGGUGUCCAGUGGACAGCAGUUUCAUGAAUCCCGCUACAGUAGCUGCAACUAACCAAUGGCAGUCUGCUCACGGUAACGAGGCUAAUGAAUGCAUAAGUUUAGUGAGUGGGCGAAAAAGAAAGUAGCCCGUGAUUAGGUUCCCCGGCGAGCGUGUGGCGUUUUAUCGCCUUCCCCUCUCCCUUUAGAGAGACUAUUCACUGGCUAGCGUGCAAGCGAGGAAAAUAGUGAGUGGAGCGACUGAGUCAGCGAAUGACUGACUGGCUUGCUGACAGGCGAAUGAAUUAUUCGAUGAGAUUGCCUCUUAAAUGAGAAAUUGCUUCUUGGCUAUGAUCAAUUUAAGCCAAAUAACCGUACAAAACACUGCUAGCACUCCCUCAGGCAGAAUCGUCGCGCGGGAGAGCGCGUGCGGACGAGGCAAAGAGAGCUGCCUCUCUCCAGUUCCUUUCUAGGCUCAUUUGCUCGCUCCAGUCCUGCCAAGCCUGGACUCGACUGACUCACUGACUGAAAAGGGACUUAUUGCAGUCUACCCGGGUAACGGCUCAGGAAAAAUAACCACUCCAUUUGUAAGCAUUCGGCACGUGACAUUUUCACGGUACAGUGGAAUCAUCAUAAUUAGAGCAAGGUGCCAACAGGCUGAGCCAUUGUUUGUCAUAACGGAAGUAAGAUACAUCGGGGGAGUGUUUCAUAAUUUACUCUCAUUUUGGUGUCAUAGAGGGAUUCGCCGUUUUCACUUUUUCAUUUCAUUUUUUUGGUAGAAAUUCCCACCGAGCCAGUGAUGGUGUUUCAAGAUGACAACAACAGAGUCAAGGUUGUACUAAACUUUAACGCUGAAGUUUCUAACGUCCUCAUAGUGAACGCUCGAGCACUGGGAGACGCCGAAAAGGACUGUUCAGUUACGUUUGACAUGUGUCGUGUAAGUAUUAAAUCGACCUCAAUGUGCCUGUAGUAAACUGUGGUAACCUUUAACUAACAUGUGUCACAUUAUGCUCGAUAGGUUGUCAGCGGGUGCAGGGUGGAGCGAAAUUCCAUCGUGGGGAAAAAAUGUAGACCAUUCGAGGCAACAUUAAAGGUCAAAGAUCUUCAAAGGCUCACGGUAAAAGAGAGACACUAGUCUUCAUUUACUUACUAGUUUUAUUUUGGCUUUUUUCAAGUAGUUUACAGGCAUGCAUUUCACCGACGUCUUUGCUCGGACAAUGUUGUCCGCGCUAGAUCAAGAGGCCUAGUAACUAGGCCGAAGGGAAAACGCAAACGAGACGAGCCAAAUGGGCACCUCGUUCCCAGGGCUUUUUCGACAAAGCCAUGAGAACGAGGUUGACCAAGUGAGCCCUUUGCAGCUGGUCAGUCACGUGGGACAAGACAAACAGAGAGAUAACAGCAUUUAUAAUGGUGAUAAGUCUGUGUCUGUGCCUGUGUUUGUUUAGUCCCAGUGCGUUCCUUGAUCUCCGGCCUGUCGUUUUUGCACCAGGUAACUGACCAGCUGCAAAAUAAUAUCACAAAUCUUGGGUCUUAAAUGUAAAAAUUGCCUACCUGAAAAGACCUUCCGAGCCUGAAACGGCGUCCCGGCCAAGUAAUUAGGCAGAUUUAGCACAGAUAUCGUGACGUUAAAUGAGAACGCGAAAGCGCGUGGAAAGGACUGAACAUGACUCCUGUUGCUCAAUUUCCGUUAUCCCAUUGGUCAAUCAGUUUCAGAUCUGCGUGCGCCGUCGACAAAGCCGUCUUUGCUAAAUCUGCCAAAUACGUGUAACGAAACUCAGGGGCGGAUCCAGGAUUUUUUUUAGGAGGGGGUGCACUCGUCUCUUGCUCUACUUCAACACCAAUAAACCACAGUUUUUUUUUUGCAGAAUGCCAGUUGUAUUAGAAAAACUUAUAGAUCAGUAAAUUGAAGUAAACUUUAUUUAUUUAUUGUUUGUAGGAACCGUUAGUAUUAAAGCUGACUGUAAUGUACACCGUACGAGACGAAAGGAAACAGAUCUCUGUUACAUACAAAAUGGAAGAGAAACCUCUCUAUGCUAAACUUGUGACACACUGGUAAACAAUGUACGAAACAAUGGAACAAGAAAAAAAAGCGCUUUCAUUAUCAGUAAUAUUAAGAACUUUUUACGCCGUAUGGAAGGACUACAGCUAAAAGUGACCAAUGUAAUCACUCUAAGAUGGACACGUUUGGGACGGGAACUUAGUGCUUGUGAUUGAAAGAUGCCUGCUUUGUGGAGAGAGAGAAAGGAAAAUGACUGUAAAGCCGAAAUAGAAGGGGCCAACUGCAGGUGUCCGUCCGUCUUUGCCUGCGGUAACUUUUAGUAAGCAAAUUCACACACGUCAAAAUUGUAAGGAAAAGGACCUUAACGGAAGCGGCACCAUGACCACUACAAACCGUAGAAGCUAAGAUUAUAUUGCUUUAAUGAUCACUAUAAUAAUUCCUCUUUCUCUCUCCUCCGCAAAAGCCUCUCUUGUUUCACGAGGAGACUGGAGGGAGACAGAGAGGAAAGUGUCUCGCAUGGAAAUUUACUUGGUGGGAGCAGGGCAUGGCUUUCCACGGUCAUGUGUCUUCAGCCGAUUCUCUUUACGCGUCUAAACUCGAUACAGAGAGCUUGAAUUUCAAUAAAAAGAUCCUGCAAAAUAGAAAGAACAGACACUGAAUACAAUAAUCAUGCAUUUGAGAACAAGCUGUAUCACCCCAAGUUU
This is a messenger RNA of Porites evermanni, 10189 nucleotides long. The record is from the annotation of a GenBank genome assembly. Lineage: Eukaryota; Metazoa; Cnidaria; Anthozoa; Scleractinia; Poritidae.